UUGUUCUCUUUCAAAGCAAUGGAUAGUAGUUUCCAGGCAUUGCACGCGAUAAAUAAUAGCCAAACAGAUGGGGAUGGAAAGCUUAAUUUGAGUGAAGUCGGGUUUUGGUGUUUCACAUGCGUUUCAAGUGAGGGAGAGCAAUGGUGACCAAUGGAUUAUAACGUGGAUGGUAAGUAGUUGGCACGGCGAGAUUAACGGACAGGGGGAGGGAGAAAGAGCGACGAUAGUGGGUGGUGCGCAGCGCAACAGUUCUCUCCAACACGGAGUCCACAAUUCAUCGUUUUUAACAAAAGGAAUACGUUUGGGUUUAAAUUGGGGAUUUCAAUCGGCUAAGCUGCGAUGCGAUUGGCCAGUGUGCAAGCGCGGGCCCGUCGGGCGGCUGAGGAGAGAGAAGAGCCGCCCCCAGGCCCCGCCCCUCCCUCCACCCACCACUCUGACCACCAGUUCAAGAACAUGAAGAGCAAGUUCUUCAACGAACUCACCCACAUGCCAAUGCCCAUGUGGGCAAUAGGAGCCAUAGUGGUGGUGGUGCUGGCUCUGGUGGCCUGUCUAGGUUUCUGUAUCUGGAAGAAGUGCAUCAACAAGGGCAAGAAGCCCAAGAAAGUACGCGAGAGGAAAGGAGGCCGAGGCAGAAGGAAGAAGGAGGGAGGCGGAGAAGGAGAGGAGGGCAAGGAUGGAGAGGGUAAGGAAGGAGAGGAGGAAGAAAAAGAGAAUUUUGGAAAACUGGAGUUCACCCUGGACUACAACUUCACUGACAACCAGCUGAUCGUGGGCAUCCUGCAGGCUGAGAACCUGCCAGCCAUGGACAUGGGCGGCACCUCGGACCCUUAUGUCAAGGUUUACAUGCUGCCAGACAAGAAGAAGAAGUUUGAAACCAAAGUCCAGCGCAAGAACCUCUGCCCUGUGUUCAAUGAGACCUUCAUCUUCAAGAUCCCCUACCAGGAGCUGGGCGGUCAGACUCUGGUCCUGCAGGUCUUUGACUUUGAUCGCUUUGGUAAACACGAUGUGAUUGGACAGAUCUCCAUCUCCAUGAACAGUGUGGACCUGGCUCAGCCACUCCACGAAUGGAGGGAUCUGGUUGGAGGAGAGAAAGAGGAGGUAGAGAAGCUAGGGGACAUCUGUAUCUCUCUGCGCUACGUCCCCACAGCCGGUAAAUUGACCAUCAACAUCAUGGAGGCCAAGCACCUGAAGGCGAUGGACUGUGGAGGCUUGUCAGAUCCCUUUGUUAAAGUGGUGCUGCAGCACCAAGGCAAGCGGCUAAAGAAGAAGAAGACGACAGUCAAACAGAACACUCUGAACCCCUACUUCAACGAAAGCUUCAGCUUCGAGAUCCCCUUCGGACAAAUACAGAAAGUCCAAGUGUUGAUCACGGUGUACGAUUACGACAAGCUGGGCAGCAACGACGCCAUCGGGAAGGUUUGGAUCGGCUUCGGCGCCUCUGGGGUGGGCCUCCGCCAUUGGUCAGACAUGCUGGCCAAUCCAAGACGUCCCGUGGCCCAGUGGCACGCCCUGUGUCCUGAGGAGGAAGUGGAUGAGGCCCUGAAGAAACCUAUCCGCUGAACGCACACCCAGCCACUGAACAUUCCUGUACAUGUUAAAACAAACAACAUAAGACCUGAAAACUAAACAACAGUGGAUAAGCUCCACCCGAAGACCACAAUAGUGCUGAUCAUGACACAACACACUUCUCACGUAGAAACUCCAAGGAAACAAAAUGUAACUACCGCCCAAACACUACAAUCCACCUGUACAUCGCUGCAGUGCUGGAAUGACAUUUCUGAUACGUUUUUUGAGUACUCUCUCCUUCCUUAUUAUUCUCCAUAGAAAAUCUUUUUUGGCCUAUUAACUAAUUGUACUGUAUGUUUUUACUAUUGUGUCCAUUUUGAUGUUAAGUUAUGAGUAUGGCUGACUGUUUUCUGCUUUUUUUUGUGUUAAACCGUAGUACAUGAAAGCUUUCUCUGUUUUACCUCCUGAAUGUAAUGUGAGUGGUUGUAAAUAGCUAAAUAAAUAUUUCAAAAAAUUA
Coregonus clupeaformis (lake whitefish) is the source of this 2023-nucleotide messenger RNA. Its product is annotated as synaptotagmin-2-like. The transcript has 9 exons. Gene Ontology annotation, cellular component: axon; dense core granule; synaptic vesicle membrane. The record is from RefSeq and is a predicted model, not a curated record. Bases 340 to 1560 code for a protein of 406 amino acids. Gene Ontology annotation, molecular function: phosphatidylserine binding; calcium ion binding; syntaxin binding. NCBI's taxonomy places the organism in Eukaryota, Metazoa, Chordata, Actinopteri, Salmoniformes, Salmonidae. Gene Ontology annotation, biological process: regulation of dopamine secretion; calcium ion-regulated exocytosis of neurotransmitter; synaptic vesicle endocytosis.